Messenger RNA from Anopheles nili, 1023 nucleotides. RefSeq names its product protein FAM177A1. Bases 1 to 516 code for a protein of 171 amino acids. The record is from RefSeq and is a predicted model, not a curated record. NCBI's taxonomy places the organism in Eukaryota, Metazoa, Arthropoda, Insecta, Diptera, Culicidae. The transcript is spliced from 2 exons.
AUGACGAAGGUGGAAAUCCCGCUGAAAACCAAAUCCGAAACAUCGGAUGCAUUCAUUCAAAACGAGAAGGACGUUGAGGUGCGAGUGCGAGCCCCGAAGCGAGUGCUGCAUUUCUGCGAUGGAACGCUGGAAGAGUUCAGCGAUGACGACACCGACCAGGUGGAUAACCCUGAGCCAGCUCCCGUAGACGAGUCAAAGCUAAAGUGGAGCGAAUGGAUGCGCUACAAAACGUGCAAAUUCGGCAGUACGGUGCUCGCGGGAUGUGAUUACGUUGGAGAGGGUCUUGCAUCGUUCCUGGGCAUUACGACACCGAAGUACAGCUACGAGAUUGAGCAAUUCAAACGCAUGCAAGCAGAGCAGCACGAAGAGGAUCGUGCAAUCCAGACGUUCGUGGAACAACACCGUCCGCAGAAUGGUGACACCGGUCAUAGCGUCAUUCAACCACCGUCCGCAGUACCUAAACCUGAAACCGGUACCAGUGAGGUUUACAUGGAAAAUGAAAUUCAAAAAUUUUAAACCACAAUCAGGCGAACCAUUCGGAUGUGUAAAUUGUUAUAGUAAUCAAAAGUAAAUGCACUUACCGGUCUUUGCUUUCUCAGUAACGAGCGAUAGAUCAUCUCAUUGAAUUUUGUAGCAUAUAGCGGAUUGAUCAGGAUUAGUGACAAAAAUAACAUUAAAAGUAUAUGGCACUAUGUAUUUUUUAAAUAAGAGAACUGAGAUUAGUUUGAUAUUCGCUAUUUAUUGAAUGCAUACGGAAGUACAUAAGGAGCACAAAUCAAAUCGGCUACCGACGAAACUGGAGCCAAUAUUUGUAAUUACACGGUUUAUUAUGCGUAUGAUUUAUCCCACCAAAUACUCUUCAUAAUUUAGGGGAGAAAGGUAAGUGCGAGUUUGGAUUGAAUUGACCAGUGUAUCUUACCAGGGUUCUUAACGAUUUAGAUGUUUCGUUUGAUGGUAGUAACAUAGCUUUUGUCAAAGAUCUUUAAAGGAUGCUUUUUUUUGUAUUUAAAGUAUGCCGACCAA